This is a messenger RNA of Drosophila elegans, 640 nucleotides long. RefSeq names its product cell wall protein DAN4. The transcript has a single exon. The coding region runs from base 44 to 586 and encodes 180 amino acids. The record is from RefSeq and is a predicted model, not a curated record. Lineage: Eukaryota; Metazoa; Arthropoda; Insecta; Diptera; Drosophilidae.
CUCCAUUUAGUUGUCGUGUCGCGGGAAAUCCAAUCAGACGAAAAUGAGAGCUGUCACAUUGAUAUUCGGCCUGCUGCUGGUGGCCAGUAGUUGCUCCUCGGUUCUGGCCAGGCCGCAAGACAGCAGCGCCACAACGCCCAGCAGCACCACGAGCGCUACGAGCACCAAUACGCCAAUGCCGGAAGAAUCUUCUACAAGCACCACAGCUGCGACUGCAACUACUGGGGGUGGUACCACCCCCAGCUCCUCCCCAAGUCCAGCCCCAAGUACCACCCCCAGCACCACCCUCAGUAUCGCUGGGGGCAGCACCACCACCACAACCACUCCAAACCCCGAUGAUGAGGCCGAAAAACUGCUGCAACAAUGUGCCCAGCUGAGCCGCCGGAAGAAGCGCGAUAACUCGUCCUCUUCCGAAGAAGACGACAGUGGCCAGAAGAGGUCGGCGAGGAAAGAGCGCAAGCAGUUGAAGAAACUGUGCAAGCAGUUGAGGAAGCAGCAGGAGCGCAAGCAGGAGGAGGCCCAGAAAUCGGCCUUAACCGAAUUGGCCGAUGCCUUGCGUAACUACUACCAGAAGCAGAGGAACUAAGGCCCCCAACUUAAUAAUUAAAUAAAUUGAAAUAUCUCUUUGUUUUAUAGUAAA